Molecule: messenger RNA, 852 nt
Organism: Atta colombica
Lineage: Eukaryota; Metazoa; Arthropoda; Insecta; Hymenoptera; Formicidae
Gene: RpL27A
Product: 60S ribosomal protein L27a
Exons: 7
Coding region: 34-477 (147 amino acids)
Biological process (GO): translation
Cellular component (GO): ribosome; cytosolic large ribosomal subunit
Molecular function (GO): structural constituent of ribosome
Source: RefSeq, a predicted model, not a curated record
GUUACGAUUCUUUUCCUUCAUUACUUCCUUGGGAUGUCUACACACAAGAAGAAAACCAGGAAGUUACGUGGACACGUGAGCCAUGGCCACGGUCGCGUUGGCAAGCAUAGGAAACACCCAGGUGGUCGCGGUAACGCCGGUGGUAUGCACCAUCACCGAAUCAACUUUGACAAAUACCAUCCUGGUUAUUUUGGAAAGCUCGGUAUGAGAAAUUAUCAUCUACGACGUAACACUAAAUGGUGUCCCACUAUAAAUCUAGACAAAUUGUGGACUCUGGUCUCUGAACAGACGAGAUUGAAGUACAAAGAUGUUGAAGGCAAAGCUCCGGUAAUCGAUCUUGUAAAAGCGGGAUAUUACAAACUCCUAGGAAAAGGACGUCUGCCGAAGCAACCUGUUAUCGUAAAGGCUAAAUUCUUCAGUAAACAGGCAGAGGACAAGAUCAAGGCAGUUGGUGGGGCAUGUGUUUUGUGCGCGUAAAUCAUCGAAAUAUCAAUCUCCAUAAACGUGUACUUUAUUUCUUAUGCUAUGUGAGGUGGUGGUGGAGGUAUUUGCAUCCCGGGUGCCAAGAGAGCUGGUGGUGGUGGUACCGGAUUAAACAUUGGUGGUCUGGGUGGAGGUGGUGGAACAGGCACCAUCGGGCCUAAUCCUGGUCUUAUCAGAGGAACUGGCGGUGGUGGUACUUUACCCACAGACGGCUUCUCGUUUUUAAAUGCAAAUUGCAAGAAAAAUUGUUUUGUGUCCUUGUUCCAGUGAGUCCAAAACUUUCCCUCUGCCUUUUCUACUUCUCUACUAGGAACCUAUAACAUUGAUUAUGUGAAUAAAGAAAAUGUCGAUUAUAUCGAAUAAAGAAAA